Molecule: messenger RNA, 4142 nt
Organism: Hemicordylus capensis (graceful crag lizard)
Lineage: Eukaryota; Metazoa; Chordata; Lepidosauria; Squamata; Cordylidae
Gene: KLHL5
Product: kelch like family member 5
Exons: 11
Coding region: 668-2797 (709 amino acids)
Molecular function (GO): protein binding
Source: RefSeq, a predicted model, not a curated record
GGGUGGGGAACAUUGGUAUACAAAUAUUUUCUAACAGAAAAUGUAAAGAAUUGUCUUGUGUUCAGCUUUUCCCACGCUGAAAUUUUGUUUUCUCUGAGUGUUCUUUACCAGAACAAGUAUUUUACUGCCUGUUAAAAUCAUGGUAAUGGUUCUUUCUCUCUCCUCCCCAUUUGUUCUUUUUCCUAAAUAUUUGUAAAGGAAGGAGUUAACAGGAUAAGCAACAGAGGUUUCAAGAUGCAGCGUAAGAAUUACGUUCUUUGUCAUUUGUGGUUUAGAAAAGGGGGUUGUGGUCAGGCUCUGAGAGUGCUUUAAUGAAAGCUGUUACUGCUGGUAGAAGUUAAUGGUAAGAGAAUGAGAAGGCAAGAGAGAAAAUGUACUGACUACUUUAAUGUCGCUGGUUAGUGUUCUUCCUGAUGAAAGUGACAAUUAAGCCUUUUUCUGUUCAUUUUUAUUAUCCCUUUUGUUUAAAUGAGUAUUUUCUAGAUACAACAUGUCUUGUAUCUGAAUGCAAUUGUGUUUUCUACACACAAAAAGGAAACCACAACUCCUCAGCUUGCCAUAAACAGGCAGACCAUUUGUUUCUCUUGUCCUGGUUGGAUGCACAAAUCUUCUGUAUGUGUGCUGCUGCUUGCCCCGUUGCCUAGACGAUAACUUGCUCUCACAGAAGAUGUCUGGCUCUCGUAAAGAGUUCGACGUGAAGCAGAUUUUAAAAAUCAGAUGGAGGUGGUUUGGUCACCAGCAGUCUACGCCUAAUCCUAGUGUUGACUGUCAGCAGGAAGACUUCUGGAACAGAAGACACCAUGCAAGUACUGGUGGGAUAAAGUUCUUAGAUCCAGGCAACCUACCGCUACCUUUGGCAUCAAUUGGUUUCCAAAGGUCUGGCCAACAGGGUUUACAGAAUUCACCUUCCUGGCCAAUGGCAUCCAACUCUGAAGUGUCUACAUUGGAGUUCACCACAGAGGAUUGUGGAGGUGCACAUUGGCUUGAAAGACCAGAUGCUGAUGAUGGAGCAAGUGAAGAAGAAAACUUGUCUGACAGCAGUUCAUGCAGGACUUCCAACAGCAGCCAGACUCUAUCCUCUUGUCAUACGAUGGAGCCUUGUACCUCCGAUGAAUUUUUUCAAGCACUCAAUCAUGCAGAACAAACCUUUAAAAAGAUGGAAAAUUACCUGAGACACAAGCAAUUGUGUGAUGUGAUAUUAGUUGCUGGUGAUCGCCGGAUUCCAGCACACAGACUGGUGUUGUCUUCUGUCUCGGACUACUUUGCAGCCAUGUUUACUAACGAUGUAAGAGAGGCAAGACAAGAAGAAAUCAAAAUGGAAGGUGUAGAGCCAAAUGCACUAUGGGCUUUAGUACAAUAUGCAUAUACAGGUCGCCUUGAAUUAAAAGAAGACAAUAUUGAGUGCCUAUUAUCUACAGCUUGUAUUCUCCAGCUCUCUCAGGUUGUAGAAGCUUGCUGUAAAUUUUUAAUGAAACAGCUUCAUCCAUCAAAUUGCCUUGGAAUCCGCUCCUUUGCUGAUGCACAGGGAUGCACGGAUUUGCACAAAGUGGCACACAAUUACACUAUGGAGCAUUUCAUGGAGGUAAUUAGAAAUCAAGAAUUUUUAUUGUUGCCAGCCACUGAAAUUGCAAAGCUUUUAGCCAGUGAUGAUAUGAAUAUUCCGAAUGAAGAGACCAUUCUAAAUGCAUUGCUUACAUGGGUGCGGCAUGAUUUGGAGCAGAGAAAGAAGGAUCUCAGUAAACUCUUGGCAUACAUCAGGCUGCCGUUACUUGCACCACAGUUUUUAGCAGAUAUGGAAAACAAUGCUCUCUUUAGAGAUGACAUCGAAUGUCAAAAGCUCAUUAUGGAAGCAAUGAAAUACCACUUGUUGCCAGAGAGGCGACCCAUGUUGCAAAGUCCUCGUACAAAGCCUAGGAAGUCUACAGUUGGUGUGUUGUUUGCGGUUGGUGGCAUGGAUGCCACUAAAGGAGCAACAAGCAUUGAAAAGUAUGAUCUCCGCACCAAUAUGUGGACUCCUGUAGCAAACAUGAAUGGGAGAAGAUUACAGUUUGGAGUAGCUGUGUUAGAUGAUAAGUUGUAUGUUGUUGGUGGUAGAGAUGGACUGAAAACAUUGAAUACUGUGGAAUGUUACAAUCCUAAAACAAAAACCUGGAGUGUGAUGCCACCGAUGUCUACUCAUCGACAUGGACUUGGGGUGGCUGUAUUGGAAGGUCCUAUGUAUGCUGUAGGAGGACAUGAUGGCUGGAGCUACCUGAAUACAGUAGAAAGAUGGGAUCCACAAGCACGUCAGUGGAACUUUGUGGCUAGCAUGUCCACUCCAAGAAGUACAGUGGGAGUAGCAGUAUUAAGUGGAAAACUAUAUGCAGUUGGUGGUCGAGAUGGAAGUUCUUGUCUUAAGUCUGUAGAGUGCUUUGAUCCUCAUACUAACAAAUGGACACUCUGUGCUCAAAUGUCAAAAAGAAGAGGGGGUGUUGGAGUAACAACCUGGAAUGGAUUUCUUUAUGCUAUUGGAGGUCAUGAUGCACCUGCUUCCAACUUAACAUCCAGGUUGUCUGACUGUGUGGAAAGAUAUGAUCCCAAAACAGAUAUGUGGACUGCAGUGGCUUCCAUGAGCAUUAGCAGAGAUGCAGUGGGAGUCUGUCUUCUUGGAGACAGAUUGUAUGCUGUUGGAGGAUAUGAUGGACAAACCUACCUUAACACAGUGGAAUCCUAUGACCCCCAAACAAAUGAGUGGACACAGGUUGCACCGUUGUGCCUAGGAAGAGCUGGGGCAUGUGUUGUGACUGUAAAACUCUAAUUACAAAGCUAUCUUUCUUUUCUAUGGGCUCUCUAGGUUUUUUGUCUCAAAUUACUAAAUUAUAAUUCAAUAAGGUACUGUGUAUCUUCACGGAGCAAAGAGUUUGGUCUUAUCUAUUAACUAAACCUUUUUUAAAAAAACAACAAUGGACCAACAUAUGCACUUUUUAAAAAUGAGUAAUGCAAUUUAUGUACAUUUAUUUGUAACAGAAUACACUGCAACCAGCUGGAUUGCUAUAAAAAAUGUUCUUUUAAAUAUACAGAUUGAAAAAAUAACCGGUGCCUACAAAUUACGGUUUAUGCCCCAGGAGGCUUUGAAAUGAAUUUUAUUUUUCUUCUUCUUUUUUUAGUACCAUUGAUUUCAUUCCAGUGUGUGUGUUUGGAGGUUCAGGGUACAGAAUGCAGAUAUUGACCUUUCAAAUGUUUUAUUUUGACUGUUGGAAUAUUAUUUUUACAUGGUACAAAAACAAACCAAAUGCAACAAAAUCCAAGUAUCUAAUGUACCUCUUGCAGGGGGAAAUUCUGUACAUUUGAUGCCUGUAACUCUCACCACAGCUUAAGUUUUGUAGCCUUUUUUAUUUAACCAAAGCCUUACUUUAAUUAUUGUCUUAGUAUGCAAAGAAAACCUGCUAUGGGAUACAUUCAACAGCACUGCAGCAUCCAGGAAGCUAGUUGGAUUUUGUAUUCUUUUAUGUAACUUGUGGUACACUGUAUACAUUUAUACAUAAUUUCACCUCUUUUUGAGUUUGAUUGUAUUUUAACUUGGUAGGUUUCCUCCCAAAAGCAGACUGAGGGAGAAAGUGGGAAGAGAUCUGAAGUAUGAUUAAAAGUGACAUUAAUUGGUGGCUUCUGAAGCAUUCCAUGAUCUGAAAAUCUAUGUAAUAACUUUAAUUGAAUUUGAAAGUGGAGUUUGCACAGAUCUAAAUGCGUAUUUAAAAGGUGAAAAGUUCUUUGCAUUUUAAUAAGUGUUACUUUUUUAAAAAGUGGGCAUUAUCCUGUACAAGUGGUGUGUCCUUUUUGGAUAUUUAACCACUUAAAAAAAAGACUUCCACUAUUUUCAAGAAUCAGACUCGUGUGGUUAAAUUAUUUAAUAUUGUAAUGGAUUUUCUUUAUCAUUUGCCUUAUUGUGUUGACCUCUUACAUACUCAUAAUUACUUGGGUGUUCCAAGUGUUCUCUGAAACUUUUAUAUUUUCUUUUGUGCCUUGUUUCUUUUGUACACAUUAUUGUACUUUGUCUUGAAAAAGCUGAAGGUGUAAACUCAAGGAACUUUUUUAAGUAAACGGAAGGCAUCUGAUACCUAAAGCCUUUUUGUAAUUUUUAAUACAGUUCUGAAUUAUGUGGCUCA